Messenger RNA from Centruroides sculpturatus (bark scorpion), 865 nucleotides. RefSeq names its product solute carrier family 35 member C2-like. Lineage: Eukaryota; Metazoa; Arthropoda; Arachnida; Scorpiones; Buthidae. Bases 44 to 556 code for a protein of 170 amino acids. The transcript is spliced from 5 exons. The record is from RefSeq and is a predicted model, not a curated record. Gene Ontology annotation, cellular component: endoplasmic reticulum-Golgi intermediate compartment; Golgi apparatus; cis-Golgi network. Gene Ontology annotation, molecular function: antiporter activity. Gene Ontology annotation, biological process: UDP-glucose transmembrane transport.
CAUACCGUAUAUUUCUAUUAUAGGUUUAGGAAAUCCAAUUGAUAUGAUGUAUCAUAUGCAGCCAUGGAUGAUAUUAGGUUUGUUGCCACUUUCUAUUGCCUUUGAAGGUAUUCCAAUUUCAACUUCAGAAAAAGUAUUUCGUUACCGUGAUGUAGCAGUUGUAACAAGAACUUUGACAUGUGUUUUUGUAGGAUCAAUGCUUGCUUUUUUAAUGGAAUUAACAGAAUAUUUACUGCUAAGGUAUACUUCAAGUUUAACUCUGUCUAUAACAGGAAUAAUAAAGGAAAUAUUUACAUUAUAUUUAGCAAUACAUUAUAAUGGUGAUUCCAUGACGACAAUGAAUUAUAUUGGUCUGGUUAUUUGUGUAUUAGGUAUAGGAACACAUGUAUUCUUAAAAGCUCUUCAUGUUUCAGGCAGUGGCAUGACUUUCUCAUAUAUAAGGAACAGACUGUCUUCAUGCUUCAUAAUUAUCUUUAAUCUUCUGCCAUCCACAAAUUUUCAGAUGAGGAAAAGAAGUUAUCGUCUCAAGAGCCAGAAAUUUGGCAGCAGUUGUUAGCAAAAGAUGAUGACGACGACGACGACGACAUCGUCUUUGAUUCCAAGCAUCCGCAUUAGAAAAUCAUUUUAUUGUGAUAUAUUAAUAUGUUGAAUAUAAGAACUUACUCUUUGGCAAUCAAGUUUUGUGCCAAAAUAAGAAUUUUUAUAUUUUAACUUUUAUAAGUUGAUAGAUUAUAGGAUGAAGUACAUAAAAAUUUGUUUUGUACAUCUGGUAUAUAAAUGUUUUGUUAAAAAAUUAUUUUUUUAUUUUUUAAAAAUGAGAAUUUUUUAAUGAGUACAUUUUGAAGUAUAAAUUACUAUAUUUAAA